Condylostylus longicornis is the source of this 3456-nucleotide messenger RNA. RefSeq names its product WD repeat-containing protein 75. Gene Ontology annotation, molecular function: RNA binding; protein binding. Lineage: Eukaryota; Metazoa; Arthropoda; Insecta; Diptera; Dolichopodidae. The record is from RefSeq and is a predicted model, not a curated record. Gene Ontology annotation, biological process: positive regulation of rRNA processing; positive regulation of transcription by RNA polymerase I. The transcript has 10 exons. The coding region runs from base 129 to 3383 and encodes 1084 amino acids. Gene Ontology annotation, cellular component: nucleolus.
UCUACAAGUUCUUGCGAUUAAAAUAAAAUUCAAUACAUAAAUAAUAAACACGUGCACCGAGUUAAAAUUGAGGAGAAAAUUAAAUAAAUAUAUUUGUUUACGUAAAAUAAUAUCAUGAAAUAAACGUUAUGGUUUGUUUAGUAGCACCCGUUUUAAAGGAAGAAAUGGUGGAAAGUAAAGAAAGCGAUAUUCAAAUGAUUUCCGAAGAUGUAGCUUUUGACGACAACUUGGACGAUGAAUAUAGUUUAGUUCGUUUAGCCGGUGGCAGAUUAGUGGAUCAUCCACCUUUAAUUACUCCAAAUGGAAAAUACAUUUUGAUAAUAUAUUAUCAAAAAGUACUUAUGUAUUCUACAAGUACAGGGGAAUGGAUAAGAGAUUUUGAGGAGUCUGGGAAAAGUCCUCUUGUCAGUAUCGAAGUACUAUUGAAUGAUCCUCGCAAUUUAGUAGGUUGUUCUACUAAAGGCGAAAUAACUAUAUGGGAUUUGAAGAAUGGAAGUAUAAGCAGAAGGUCCAGAUUGCCGAUUAAUGGAGUGGUGAAAACAUUCACGCUUUUAAAUAUGUUAAACGGAUUAUUUUCUUUGAUUACAUAUAGAAAUCAAGAGAAUCGCUUAAAGUGGGAUAUAGUUAACAUGCAAGAAAACACGUUGCUAAAUUGUCCUCUUGAUUUGAAUUUAAAUGACAGCAAUGAUGAUAUUAUAACCACAGCUGAAACUAAUCUUUACCAUUAUUUUGUAAUAGCACAGAGGCAAAAUUUGUUAGUUGUUAACUAUAGAACGUGGAGAUUUAAGCUGUGGAAAAAUGCUCUAAAAUGUAAAAUAACAGCUGUUCAAGUACAUCCCACAGAGCUAUUGGUAGCAACUGGUGAUGAAAAUGGAAAGAUAUUUUUGUAUAGAGAUAUAUUUAAAUUUAAUGGAGAUUGCCAUAGUACUUUAUAUCAUUGGCACCAUAAUCCUGUAACAAGUAUAGCAUUCACUUUAUCUGGCUCGGGAUUUUACUCGGGAGGAUAUGAAGCAGUUUUGGUAAAAUGGAAUAUUGAUAGACCAGAUCUGAGAAAUUAUUUGCCUAGGAUGAGUGGACAUAUUUGUCAUAUAGUUGUAGGUGACCGCAAUAGGAAAAUUGCCAUCUCUACGGCCGAUAAUGGUGUUCAAAUACUAAAUGACCAACUUCAAUUAAUUUGCACUUUGCAAAAUUUUACUUUCGUUUUCGAAAACAAAUGUGAACAAAAUCAGCUUCCAGUAGGCUUAUUGUUAAAUCCUGUUAAUAAUAGUUUGGUUUCAAACGGUAGAUAUGGCCAUUUGCAGUUCUUUUCAACGCAUACAAAAAGCUUACUUUAUAAUAUUGAUGUUGUAAUGCAAAAUAAACUUUCAACUGAAGCCCAUAAAAUAUUGUACGAUACCGUAGUAACAAGGGCUGCGUUAAACGUUAAUUGGAUAGCAACAGGUGAAUUAUGGGAUGACGAGGAACAUGUGCCAGAACUCCGGCUUAAGUUUUGGGAAUACAAAAAGCAAAAUCAAACUUAUUCUUUAAAUACAAGCAUUGAAUUACCUCAUGAAGGAGGAAUCAAAGCUAUUAAAUUUUCAAGUUCACAUAGCGCAGAUAAUUUACUAUGUGCUACUUUAGGUAACGAUGCUUAUAUAAAAACUUGGUCCUUAGAAAUUAUUGAGAGUAUUCGCAAGAAACGACAAAUUUGGCUUUGUGUGGCAAAAACAAAGUACAAGGAUUACAACGCCUCGUCAAUAGACUUUUCAUCUGACGGCUCGCUGUUAUCUGCUACUUAUGGAAAUACGUUAUGUAUUUUCAAAGCUGUCGAUUUAAAAUUGAAAGCUGCUCUAACAGCUCCACCAGUAUAUGACGGAAGUUUUCAUAAAGUACAAAUAUAUUGUAACGAAAAAAAGAAUAACAUUACAGAAGUAGAUGAAAGUUAUAAAAAAAUAUUGGAUGUUUUUAAAAAUUUUGAAGAAGACGCUGGGAAUAAAGCUGUAGUAAAAAUCCUUCAAAAAACUUCUAUAAAAUCAAGGCAAAAAAUCAUGUCGUUUGCCCCAAUAUUACAAAGUAAAAAUAAUAAAAUUUUGUUUAAAAAAGUUCUACAAAUUCCAGAAUUGAAUCUUUUUCAAAAGCUUGUAAUUUUCCAAAAGCUUAACAUGCAAUUUGCUGUUUCUCCGAUUGUAUAUCCAAAAAUUAUAGAAUAUAUAAAUUCUAAAUUAAACAAAAAUACAAGAGAAACACAGUUACGAAAUUAUACCACAUAUCUUAGUUCAAAAUGUAAAUUUAAAGCGAAAUAUAAGCUUAGUAAAUAUUAUUUAAGGCAAAAUGUUUAUCAAAACAAAGUCAACGAAACCCUUAUACCACUUCUAGACAUGUUAAGACUUGAAGAUAACAACAGUAAUCUUCAGAAAAAUGUCGGUAAAACAAAUUGCAAUGGAUUUUCAGAUAACUCGUUAAUUAGCAAUUCCGAGGAAGUGAAACGAAAAAAAGUUGAUAUUACCAAAAAAUUGGAAGAUAUUCCGAAUAAUUUGCAGGGAAUAUCUGAGGUAAAAACUGUAAAUUUUGGGAAAGGUGAAUUUGCACACCUAAUUAUCAUAACAACAGAGUAUCGGGUUAUUAUAUGGAAUAUUUUGACUUUAAGAAUUCAAUUUGUAUUAAAGCUUUCUGUAAAAGUGAUGGCUGUUGACGAGAUAACAAGUUUGUGCGCUGCAUUUACUUGCAAUAAUGAACUGUUUGUGUUUCUUCCAAAUGCGCCUUUAUAUCUUUAUCGGCGAGCUGAGCUGCCCGAAAUAAAUAGCGCUUGUUGGGUGCCAAGGAAACAUCCAAAGGCAACUUCUUUGAAUUUGGACUGGCAAUCACUUUCGACACUUUAUUUUCUUACAGGGAUGCAGGAAAUAGUAUACCUGUCGACAACCAAAGACAAGGAAGCUCAAGAUUCAGUUGCCUUUGUAAAUGAUCCAAACGAAAUAACGCAGCAUUCAAUUUUUGAUGCACAUUCAUUCAGAAAAACGGACAAGAAAGCAGCAGUGAAUUUAGACACAAAUAUUAUGAAAAUUGGGGUACCUGGAAAUGCAGAAAUCAAGUCGAUAAUACAAAUGGCACCUCAUGCAUCUGCUCCAAUGAAUCUUUUAUGCAGCAAUUUCAUUCAAUCACUUUUGUUAAAACGUGUGCAAGAUACUGAGCGUAUUGAAAAACCUAACUUAGCAAAAACGUCAAAAAGUGAGAGCGACACCGAUAACGAAACUGACGAACUGUUUUUAAAAAUUAAGGAAAGGCAAAAACUUUUUAAUAACGUGGACUCCUUCGACAAAGUGGAAAAUUUGCAUGAUAAAAAAUUUAAUAGUAAGCAGCUGAAAAAGACACUGCAAGAGAUUUUGCCCGACACCAUUGAGUUUUAAUCAAAAGAAUUUUUUACAUGAUUCAAUUUGCAUUUUAGAUUAAAUAAAUAUUUUUUAAAUUUCAUUAUUUUGA